Messenger RNA from Coniophora puteana RWD-64-598 SS2, 264 nucleotides. RefSeq lists its product as uncharacterized. The record is from RefSeq and is a predicted model, not a curated record. Lineage: Eukaryota; Fungi; Basidiomycota; Agaricomycetes; Boletales; Coniophoraceae. The transcript is spliced from 3 exons. Gene Ontology annotation, cellular component: cytoplasm. Bases 1 to 264 code for a protein of 87 amino acids.
AUGGCUAACCCUGGAAACAUUGCUGGCGGUCACAAGGCGACUCUCGCCAACCCUAACAUCUCGGAGGGGGCCAAGCAAAACUCGCAGAAGGUCCUCGACCAGAUGGAGGGCGAAGGUCAGCUCCCCGAGCAAAGCCAGGAUGUUGAAGGGAAAAAUAUGGGUAAUGUCAUCGGCGGCCACAAGGCUACCCUCAAGAACCCUAACAUUUCCGAGGAGGCGAAGGAGCGUUCCAAGCAGGCUCUCGAUGAUCUUCAGAACGAGUAA